Gastrolobium bilobum is the source of this 1062-nucleotide messenger RNA. RefSeq lists its product as uncharacterized. NCBI's taxonomy places the organism in Eukaryota, Viridiplantae, Streptophyta, Magnoliopsida, Fabales, Fabaceae. The record is from RefSeq and is a predicted model, not a curated record. The transcript is spliced from 3 exons. Bases 1 to 1062 code for a protein of 353 amino acids.
AUGUCUAACCAUAAUGAAAUGCAGCACAACAACGUUGUUGAAGACCAUGAGUCUCCGAUAUACCAAACCUACCCGUGUGGAUACUUUGUCCAAAGCCCCUCCACUCUCUCCCAUGCCAACAGCGCAGACAUACGCAGCAACAUCCAAAACGACACCGAAUCCACUUUUCACUCCCCGAUCCGAUCCGAGACCCACCCAUCAAACCCGACUCACGAAUCCCGCUUUACUCUCUGCCGCUACUCCUCCUCCCGGGGCUCCAGCCACUCCUUCUUGCACCACAAGAAGGUCUCCUACGAUGGCAGCCACGGCAAUGACACCGAGAACGGUGAUGUUAACUGUCUCGUUGUCAUUGAUAGUAAUGGCUACGGCGACGGUGAUGUGAAUGACAAUGAGGAGGAAGGGUUGUUUUAUGAGUAUUAUUAUGGGAAGAGAAAAGGAGGGUGGAAGAGGUACUUCUCUUACCGUAACUCCGAUUCAUGUGCUUGGAUUUGGUUGCAAAUGUGUUGGAGAGCUGUGCUGAGCUUGGGAAUUGCAUUGCUUGUGUUCUACAUUGCUACAAAACCUCCACCUCCCAUUGUCUCCGUUGAGAUCACUCGGAUUCUAGAAUUUAAAUUAGCGGAAGGGGUGGAUAAAACUGGUGUUACAACAAAGAUUCUGACCUGCAAUUGUUCUAUGAAUUUAAUCAUAGAGAAUAAAUCCAGGUUCUUUGGUCUUCACAUUCGUCCUCCCAUGAUGGACAUGAAAUUUUCCAUCUUACCCUUUGCAUUUUCAAAUGGGCCUGAGAUCUAUGCUGAGAGUGGCUUAACAAUCUUUACGUUACAUUUGGCAACGAAGAACAAGCCCAUGUAUGGUGCAGGAAGAAGCAUGCAGGACAUGCUAGAUUCCGGAGGAGGAUUGCCAAUAGUGAUACGAGUAUUCCUAAGAUCAAGUUACAAAGUCGUUCCGAUCCUUAUCAAGCCCAGGUUCCAUCACCGAGUUGAAUGUAUGGUGCUUCUCCGGAAGGCUUACGAUAAAAAACAUCGAACCCAAGCAUUUCAUAGCACAUGUAAAGUAACUACUUAG